AUGUCGUGGGUAACUGACUCCAAUGAGGCGCUUCACCUGAGGCUAGUCCGCGCUGAAGGGGAGGAGACACAUGAUGGGCGGACGGCCGACUUCCAUCCCAGCUUCACAUAUCCGAUAUAUGGAGAAGACGAAAAAAUCUUUGGAUAUCUGGACCUCUACAUUGCUCUGUAUUUCGCCUCUGGCAGCUUAAAGCAGUACUUCAAGGUCACUUCAACCAAGCAACCUGCUGCCAAAGCCGAUGAUGUAGAAGGUGCACUAUAUAAGUUUAUCCCCCCAGAUUACACGAAGGACGAGAAGAUAUUCCAUCAGCAGGUGGAGAAAGACGCAGAUGAAUUCAGCCCUUUUGGGAAGCUGGUGCACUCGUAUACCCGGCCAUCCAACAACAAUAAGGGAAAAUCCGUGAAACACAUCCCAAGAGACGAUGAUCUCAUAUAUGAGGUUUAUCAUUCGGCGUGGGACACGCCUGGGUUUCGAGAUUACCACAGGCAUAUGCAGAUCUUCAUUCCGCUCUACAUCGAAGGAGGCUCCUACAUUGUAGAAGAUGAGGAGAAGUGGGAGUUUGUUGUACUGUGCGCGGACUCUCAUAAUGCAGAGGGAAAGGAGAGAUGGCACUUCGUUGGAUAUUCCAGCCUGUACCCGUUCUGGUGCUGGCCAAACAACGUCCGGCUACGACUGAGCCAAUUCGUCAUACUUCCACCUUUCCAAGAAAAACACCAUGGGUUUGAACUGUACAACACCAUAUACAAAUUAGUCCGAGGUUCAAUUCUCACGACAGAGCUCACAGUCGAAGAUCCUAGUGAAGGCUUCGAGGACAUGCGAGACAGAUGCGAUCUCGCCACGUUGCGAGCAAACGCAGAGUUUAUGGAAGGUUGGCAACCUAAAGGAGGCGGUGAAAAGGGCUGGAGAUCACCGAUCAACAGAGCUUGGGAGAAGAAGUGGAUGAGUGACUUGAAGCUGGCCAAACGACAAUUCCAGAGGUUGACGGAGAUGCUGAUCCUCGACCAUCUUCAGCCUGGUGAUGAGGAGGCCGAGCGUGCGUUCCGUUUACAAGUAAAAGAACGUCUAUACAGGUUCAACUAUGAAAUCCUCAUGCAGAUGGAUAAACCUGAUCGACUGGACAAGCUGGAGGACACGUUCCAGGGAGUCAGGGAAGAUUACCUUCGCAUCCUGGCAGGGAAAAGGAGAGAGCCGCCAAAAUAA
This is a messenger RNA of Dacryopinax primogenitus, 1200 nucleotides long. RefSeq names its product acyl-CoA N-acyltransferase. Bases 1 to 1200 code for a protein of 399 amino acids. The record is from RefSeq and is a predicted model, not a curated record. Gene Ontology annotation, molecular function: histone H4 acetyltransferase activity; histone binding. Gene Ontology annotation, biological process: subtelomeric heterochromatin formation. NCBI's taxonomy places the organism in Eukaryota, Fungi, Basidiomycota, Dacrymycetes, Dacrymycetales, Dacrymycetaceae. The transcript is spliced from 10 exons. Gene Ontology annotation, cellular component: nucleus.